Molecule: messenger RNA, 1065 nt
Organism: Brugia malayi
Lineage: Eukaryota; Metazoa; Nematoda; Chromadorea; Rhabditida; Onchocercidae
Exons: 3
Coding region: 1-1065 (354 amino acids)
Source: RefSeq, a predicted model, not a curated record
AUGUUCUUCACUAUACCUAUGACACCAAUUAUUUGGCUCAAUCUUUUGCUUUGCAUCAUCUCUGAAAAAAAUAAAACUUUCCCUAUAAUUAACCCCGAUAAAAGUGAUGAAAUUAUCACAUAUACUACUCAUUCUGGCACCUCAAACAGCUUUGAUAUCCUCGAUUACAACAGUUUUGAGCCAUUAUUUGGCUCAGAAUUUCCAUCCGAUCCUUCGCAGUUGAUUGAUUUCGAUCAGUUGAGUGAAAUUGAGGAUAUAAGUAGCAAAGAAUCGAUACCCGAGAUCACAAAUGCUCCUCAUCCUGGCUUUUCAAACAGCCAUGGUUUGUUGGGCCACACUAAUUUGGGCUCAUUACUUGGUUCAUAUACAGAUUCAAAUAGGAAUGUGUGGAGAGAUGCUAAUCCGAUCUAUUUUCACCAACUUACUCUUUCCCCAGAUGACACAACCGAUCAACACGGAAAUGCUGAACAGAAUAACAUGGGCAAGAAACACUUCUCGGAUAACUUGAUUGUCCGCGACUACAGGGAAAAUGAAGGAUCAGAAACAAAUACUCAAAGUGGAACUUCUUCGCCACUUAAUGUCGACACCGAUGACAUUAUUACAUAUAUGCACUUACCUGGUUCACAACAAAAUGCGGUUCCGAUCUAUUUUCACCAACUUACUCUUUCCUCGGACGACACAUCCAGUCAACAUGGAAAUACUAAAGAGAGCAACAUCGAUAACAAACACUUCCUGAAUAGCUUGAGUACCCACGACUGCAGGGGAAAUACCAGUGAAGGAUCAGAAACAGAUAACAAAAAGUAUAUUUGUCAUUAUCCCGGCUGUACUGUGAUCACAAAAGAUUACAAAGAAUAUAUAACACAUAAGAAAUCUCACGGUCAGCCCUUCAUCUAUGAAUGCAAAGUGCCCAGUUGUGGACGGACAUUCCACCAUGGUUCAUCAUUUCGCAAUCACAAGCAAACGCAUGAACCUCAUCCUCAGUGCGAGGGUUGUGGCAAAUUCUUUACCAGUAGGAAUCAGCUACUGUAUAAUCACCAGAAGCAUUGCCAAACAAAUUUUCGUUAG